This is a messenger RNA of Lemur catta (Ring-tailed lemur), 3550 nucleotides long. RefSeq names its product enamelin (gene ENAM). NCBI's taxonomy places the organism in Eukaryota, Metazoa, Chordata, Mammalia, Primates, Lemuridae. The record is from RefSeq and is a predicted model, not a curated record. The transcript is spliced from 8 exons. The coding region runs from base 61 to 3507 and encodes 1148 amino acids.
UUUCUUCUCAUGUUAAAUCUGUAUUUUUCUUAAAAGGCUUAUGAAAAUUUUGGUGAAAAAAUGUUGCUGCUUCAGUGCAGGCAUGGAGCUUCUUUUUCUAAGCUAGAUAACUUGGUACCAAGAGGAAAAAUGAAGAUUCUCCUGGUCUUUCUAGGUCUGCUUGGUAAUUCCAUUGCUAUGCCAAUGCACAUGCCCCGAAUGCCUGGAUUUAGCAGUAAAAGUGAGGAGAUGAUGCGGUAUGGUCAAUUCAACUUUCUGAACUCCCCACAUAUGGUGCCCUUCGGCCCUAUGUAUGGAAAUGGUUUGCAGCUCCCUCAGCAGUUCCCACAGUACCAGAUGCCCAUGUGGCCUCAGCCACCACCAAACACCUGGCAGCCACACAAACCCUCAGGAUCUAAACGCCAAGGCAAGACUGACCAAACGCAAGAGACCCAGAAACCCAACCAAACCCAGCCAAAAAAGCCACUGCAAAAGCAGCCUUUGAAUCAGCCACCACAUGCCCCAACUGAGCCCAAAGAAGAGGAUCAGCCACCUCAGGCAUUCCCACCAUUCGGCAAUGGGCUAUUUCCCUAUCAUCAACCACCAUGGCAAAUCCCACAGAGGCUACCCCCGCCAGGUUAUGGCCGCCCACCAGUCAGCAAUGAAGAAGGAGGGAAUCCUUUCUUUGGAUAUUUUGGAUAUCAUGGCUUUGGAGGUCGCCCUCCUUACUAUUCAGAAGAGAUGUUUGAACAAGAUUUUGAACAACCAAAAGAGGAAGAUCCUCCUAAAGCAGAGAGUCCAGGCAAAGAACCCACAGUUAAUUCAACAGUUACUGAGACUAAUUCUACCCAACCAAAUCCCAGAGGGGGUCAGGGAGGAAAUGACACCACGCCAACAGGAAACGGUGGCCCAGGAGUGAACACUGGGGGCAGCCCUACAACCCAAAACAGCGUCAUCCCAUCCCCUGCAGUCAAUGCUUCAGUCCAGGGAGUGCCAGGAAGUCAAAUCCCGCGGAGACCAAGUCAGCCAAAUCUUCGUGAAGGUUAUCUGAAUCCUAACAUACGAAAUUUUCCUUCAGGAAGACAGUGGUAUCCCACUGGAACUGCCAUGGGGCGCAGACAGAAUGGGCCUUUUUACCGCAAUCAACAAUUUCAAAGGGUUACUCGGUGGAACUCCUUUGCUUUGGAGAGUAAACAGGUAGCUCCUUCAGUAAAUCCAGCUUAUCACAAAGCUUAUCCUUCCACUUCAAGAGGCAAUUAUCCCAAUUAUGCAGCAAACCCAGCAAAUAUCAGAAGAAAGCCUCAGGAGCCUAAUAAACACCCUGUGGGAACCAGUGUUGCUCCACUGGGUCCCAAACACAGUACUGCUAACCGCAAUGAAAAAGUCCAAAAUCCAAGGGAGAAGCCACUAGGUCAAAAAGAAAGAGUAGCGGUUCCUACAAAGGCUCCAAGUGGCCCCUGGAGAAACUCUCAACAUUAUGGAGUUAAUAAAUCAAAUUAUAAACUGCCUCCCCCUGAAAGUAACAUGCCAGUCCCAAAUUUUAAUUCUAUUGAUCAACAUGAAAACUCCUAUUACCAAACAGGAGAUUCCACAAGAGUCCCAAAUUCUAAUGGACAGACUCAAAGCCAGAAUUUGCCCAAAGGAGUUGUUUUAGAGCCAAGAAGAAGUCCAUAUGAAUCUGAAACUAAACAGCCAGAAUUAAAGCACAGUACUUAUCAACCUGUAUACCCUGAGGAAAUCCCUUCUCCUGCAAGGGAACAUUUUCCUGCUGUAAAAAAUACUUGGAACCACCAAGAAAUCUCUCCACCUUUUAAGGAAGAUCCCGGGAGGCAGGAAGAACAUUUACCUCAUCCUUCCCAUGGCUAUAGAGGAAGUGUUUUCUACCCUGAAUAUAACCCCUAUGGUCCCAGGGAAAACUCACCAUACCUUAGAAGCAAUAUGUGGGAUGAGAGAGAUGAUUCUCCCAAUACUAUGGGGCAACAAGAAAACUCAAUGUACCCUGUAAAUACUCCAGACCAGAAAGGGACAGUCCCUUAUAAUGAAGAGGACCCAAUUGAUCCAACUGGAGAUGAACCUUUUCCAGAACAAAAUAAAUGGGGUGAGGAGCUGAGCUUUAAAGGAGGCCCAACAGUGAGGCACUAUGAAGGUGAGCAACAUACCUCAAAUCAGCCAAAGGAAUAUCUUCCCUAUACCCUAGAUAAUCCAUCAAAACCCAGGGAGGAUUUUCCUUAUAGUGAUUUUUACCCGUGGAGCCCAGAUGAGAAUUUUCCGUCAUAUAAUACAGCUCCUACUCUACCACCACCUGUAGAGAGCAGGGGCUACUAUGCUAACAGUCCUGUUGGACAAGAAGAGAGCACUUUAUUUCCUUCACGGAACUCCUGGGACCACAGGAUUCAAGGCCAAGGGCAGAAAGAAAGAGGGCCAUAUUUUUACAGAAAUUUCUGGGAUCAGGCAACAAAUUUAUACAAAGCCCCAGCUAGUCCACCAGAACAGAAAGAGAACCAGCCCUUUUCCAGUAACUCCCCAGCUGGGCUUCAGAAAAAUCCAAUGUGGCAUGAAGAUGAGAAUUUGAACUAUGGCAUGCAAAUUACUAGGCUAAAUUCACCAGAAAGAAGACAUUUGGCUUUCCCAGACUUAAUUCCUCAAAGUUACCCAUCACGUCAAAAAGAAGCACAUUUAUUUCACCUGAGCCAGAGAGGUUCCUGCUGUGGUGGUGGCUCCCCAGGGCCCAAGGUUGAUCCCCUGGCUCUACAAGACUAUACUCCAUCCUACGGUCUUGCACCAGGGGAGAACCAAGACACCAGCCCUUUGUAUACAGAAGGUAGUCAUACCAAGCAUGCAAGACAUGUAGUCUCCCCAACAAGUAUCCUACCUGGCCAAAGAAACAGCUCAGAGAAGAGACUGCCUGGGGAAAGCCAAAACCCAAGUCCUUUUAGAGAUGACGUAUCCACUCUGAGAAGGAACACACCAUGUUCUAUGAAGAAUCAGCUGGGCCAAAGGGGAAUUAUACCCCUUCCUGAAGCCAGUUCCCUUCAAUCAAAGAACACACCUUGUCUCAAAAGUGAUCUUGGAGGAGAGGGGGACAAUGUUCUGGAACAAAUUUUUGAAGACAACCAGGUCAAUGAAAGAACUGUUGACCUAACUCCUGAGCAGCUUGUUAUCGGUACCCCUGAUGAAGGCCCCAAUCCAGAAGGCUUCCAAAGUGAAGUCCAAGGAAAUGAGAGUGAGAAGCAGCAACAAAGACCAUCUAGCAUCCUGCAGUUACCAUGCUUUGGCUCCAAGUUAGCAAAGCAUCACUCUUCUAGCACUGGAACUCCAUCUAGCAACGGAAGGCAAAGCCCAUUUGAUGGGGAUCCAAUGAUGCCUACAGAAAGUCCUAACACAAUGGUUGAGUUAGCUACUGGGGAACAAUUUAAGGGUAUAAAUGUAGACCCACUUAAUGCAGAUGAACACACUGCAUUUGAAUCCCUUCAAAAGGAGUCCAAUCCACAGGACCAGGUACAAGACUGCUUACUACUUCAGGCCUAGGGAUUAUUUCAACCACAAUUUCUUGGAGGAAGGAAAAUAACUG